Molecule: messenger RNA, 1463 nt
Organism: Naegleria gruberi
Lineage: Eukaryota; Heterolobosea; Eutetramitea; Acrasida; Naegleriidae
Exons: 5
Coding region: 1-789 (262 amino acids)
Source: RefSeq, a predicted model, not a curated record
AUGGAACAACAAACAACCACUUAUCAACAACAUCACAAUUCUCCGAAUUUAAUUCAUGAAAUUAGUAAGAAGAGGUACAACACUGGAGGCACUUCGAAAGUGUAUGUACCAUCCUUCUUUUCGGAGGAAGAUUGCAUAGUUGGUCUCCAAAACUAUGACGCCUUUGAUCAACAACCUUUACUCACACCAGACGAAGUUGUCAUAUCAACAAAGAAUUUGAUAUUUGAGGUAUAUAAUGGUGAAAAUCACUUGUUGAGCUCUCUUAAGUACACUCUUCGAGUAUGUACUGUGAAUUGCAAUUUGAACUUGUGGGUACAAGUGGAACUGGUGUGUGGAAUGACCAAUACUCCAAUCGUUUGUGUAAAGAGUGAGAGAAAGGGAAAACGAGGUAUUAAGGGAAGGUGUUGUCAAGAUUUAGAUGUUUCAAAGCAUGGCUACACAAAAGCUAAAUUGGAAUUCAGAUUUAGAGAAACUAGUAGUGAUCAAACAGUUGACAAAUUCAGAUUGAAUGUAAAUAUCUUCAAUGACUCUGCAUUGUUACUAACUUUCAAAUCUCCAAGGUUUAGAACUGUUGUUCGUUCACCUCAGAGGGGAAAAAACAAGUCUAACAAGGAAAUAGUACAUUUACCAAAGGAAGUGUCUCUAAUCAACACAGAGAUUGGAGAAGAGGAAGUUUUGGAAGAUGAAAAGAAAAGGAAAAGAACUAUUACAUCUCCAUCACAACAGCAUAAUGUUUCAAAUAAUAACAUUUCGUAUUUUUGGGUGAUAAGAUACCCGUUGAAGUGUUGAGAAUAUUACCACUUCUUCCUCACAUAUCAAAGAGAUCCCUCACUAGAGUGUUAUCACUUGUUAUUAAAUUCCUAACUGGAGAAUUAUUGAAAGAUAAACAAGAAGAAUUAGCCAUUCCACUUAAUGGGCAAUUAGAACGAGAAUUAAAGUCUUCAUGGGAAAAACAAAAGAAGAAAUCUAAACAUGUACAAGAACAAAUUGAUUAUUCGAUCAAGACUGGAUUAUUUUCAGUGAUAUUUACAGGAUUUUAUAUUAUUCUUAGAUCCAUGAUCAGACAAAGAAUUAAAAUAACAUAUUUGAAAGAUCAAUUGAAGGAAAUGGAUUUUGAUGAAGAUUUAAUUAAUUUAUUUGUGGAAGCUUACGAAACAAAGAAGGAGCAAUUUAUGGCUCUCAGUACUGAUAAAACUGGUUGGUUUAACCAUAUUGUGAAUGUAAGGUGGAGAGUUGAUGUCACUAUCAGUAAUUCAGUAAUGAGUAAGGUUUUCAAACCAUUGAUUUUAUUGCAAUUUGAAUUGUCCAAUUCAAGAAUUGUCACUAUGGAAGUAACUUUGGAACAAUUCCACAAAUUACGUCUCUCAGUUGCCACCAUUCUCAAUGAUAUGCACAAUAUUGAAAGUCACCCAAUUAUGAAAAUUAAAGAAUAAUUUUUCUCCAAAUAAAACUUGUAAAGUAUC